Molecule: messenger RNA, 3742 nt
Organism: Solea senegalensis (Senegalese sole)
Lineage: Eukaryota; Metazoa; Chordata; Actinopteri; Pleuronectiformes; Soleidae
Product: kazrin-like
Exons: 9
Coding region: 71-1354 (427 amino acids)
Source: RefSeq, a predicted model, not a curated record
GCGAACAGCUGAGCAAACAGCUCUGGCAGGAGGCAGAGAGCAGAGCGGAGAGGGAAAGAGGGAAGCUGGGAUGAUGGACUUUUCAUCUCGGCGCAGUGCUGGUGACCGGCUGCCACGUUGGAUAUGCAUCAGCCCUGAAUCUGAGAGGAUGGGUACCAGUGGAGAUCCCUCUCCUCAACCAAAACAGAAGGUGCCAGCAGCUGACCUCAGCUACAAGACUGAAAUCAGCAGCCUCAUGGACUUCAACUCUCCAGAUGCUUCCCUCGACAAAGUGCUCCUUCGUGAGGAAGUGGCCCAGCUCCAGGAGGAGGUGCACCUGCUGCGGCAGAUGAAGGACAUGUUGAGUAAAGACCUGGAGGAGACUCAAGGAGGCUGUUCGGCUGAUGUGCUCUCUGCCACUGAGCUCCGUGUGCAGCUGACUCAAAAGGAACAGGAGCUGGACCGAGCCAAGGAGGCUCUGCAAGCCAUGAAGUCAGACCGUAAGCGCCUGAAGGCAGAGAAAGCGGACCUGGUGAACCAGAUGCAGCAGCUUUAUGCCACACUGGAGAGCCGGGAGGAGCAGCUCCGUGACUUCAUACGCAACUAUGAGCAGCACAGAAAAGAGAGCGAGGAUGCGGUGAAGGCACUUGCCAAGGAGAAGGACCUGCUGGAGAGAGAGAAGUGGGACUUGCGGCGGCAGACCAAGGAGGCCACCGAGCAUACGGUGGUGCUGCGCUCGCAGCUCGACCUCAAGGAGAAUCGCAUCAAGGAGCUGGAAGCUGAACUGGCCAUGAUGAGUAACUCUGUCAAUCAGAGAAUGGAGUUCCGGGUGUUUGAGCGGCUUGCAGAGAGGGACUACUCAUCUAGGUUCAUGGCGGCCAAACAGUCACUAGCCACCCUGACCAAGGACGUGCCCAAGCGCCACUCUCUGGCCAUGCCCACGGAGGCGGUUGUCAACGGCAACAGCCAGGAGUGGGUGAUGCAUGCGGACCUUCCCCUGACUGCUGCCAUCAGACAGAGUCAGCAGACGCUUUAUGUCCACCCUGGUCAUCCCACUGACCGACAAGUGGCUGCUGUGCGGGUGAGCCCGUGCCACUCGCGUCAGCCCUCCAUCAUCUCCGACGCCUCAGCAUUGGAGGGAGACCGGUCAUCCACACCCAGUGACAUCAACUCACCACGCCAUCGGACUCACUCCCUCUGCAAUUCCCUAGAAGAUUUGGAGGAGGCGAAGCGUAAGAAGAAGAAAGAGAAGAUGGGCCUGGGCUCUCUGUCGCGCGUCUUUGCCCGGGGAAAACAGCGCAAGUCUCUUGACCCCGGUUUGUUUGAUGGUACAUCAACGCCUGAUUAUUACAUUGAGGAAGAUGCAGACUGGUAAAGCACACAUGCUCGGGCGAACGCCCCGCGGAGCCAUUCUGGCAAUUGUUAGAAGACAGGAUUGUGUCCAAGCGCUUGUGUGCGAGAUGAUGGAUGUGCAUUUGAUGUCACUGUGUACAGAUAUACUGAUGUGCGUGCCUGUGCAGUCUCACAUCUGUGCAUAUUUAUGCGCGCGUGUGUGUGAGAGAGUGUGUGCAUGUGUGUGUGUGUGUGAGGCCAUGUCAGGAGGCGGAGGCGUGUCUGACUUUGCUGAAGUGUAAAACUUAACAAGCGGAUUGCACCUGUGUGUAAAUAGAGUGAACCGUGUGACACAGCGGCCACGUGGAUGUGUUCUGUUGUAUCUGCCCUCCAAAAUGACUGUGUUGUCACACCUUUUAAUGAUUCUGAAAACUGUUUUCGACCCGAAAACUUGAAGGACUGCUGUACGUGUAAAUAACAACAGUUGAUGUGCACUUUGUGCUUGUAAAUGUCUCCUUGUCCUGAAUGCCUUUUGUUGUUUUUGACAUGUUCUCCCCUCCUCUCACUACCUUUUAACUUAAACUCCUCCCUGUUUAUUGUCCUGCUUGGUCCCUCCCCCUCCUCCUCCCCCUCCCCCUCCCCUCCCUCCACACUGCCAUGACGAGAACAGUUUCCUGUAGGCUACAUGCAGACUCCUCAAAUCCACAGCCGAUGCCGUUGCACAACUCAUGCGUCGGCUGUCCAGAAAACUGUGCAGAGGCGCUGCUUCAUGUUUUCUCAAAUGAGACCUCAAAAGACGUUGCUAAGCAAAGAAUGAACUUUCUAUGCAGAACAGUUUGUUCCCCAGCAACGUGGCGCCAAACAGGAAAUGAAAAGAAAUGUCUUUUUCUAUCUGUAAUGAUAGAAUGUUCAUGACAAAAGGUACAUGUGUGACAUGCAUGCAAAUAACCCCAGUCCCUACAUGCUUGUUAAAGGAAACCCUGUUAAAGACAAAUGUCUUUCUGUGGGUAUGCUGUUGAGACGGAGAUUAACUGUCUUAACUGUCUAAAACAAACAAAAGAGAGGUCAGUUACUGAUUUCACUGUGUUAAUCUAUGGUUUCCUCUGAUUUAAAUGACGCGAUUCUCUCUGCUUUUCACAUAGUUCUGUGAUCUGAGCAUAACAUCCCAAACAUGAUGCGCUUUAAUUUGCACCUACAUGCCUUCUUCAUGCUAAAUUACAUUUGAUGUGGUAAAGGUCAACAGUCACAGAGGAAACCAAACGCUACACUUUGAAUGAUGAAAUAAUUACUCCACUGAUUCAUGGAGCUUUAUUCCAUUUUCUCUCUGUAAGAUCUAAAAUUAGCUUCCAGCGAUCUUUUUUUAAUAUAUAUACUUAAAAAGACUGUGGAGAGCAGAAAUGUUCUGGGAGAAGCUACUAUAAAAGACAAAGUCAUUUUGUCUCAGCACAGUAAAUAUCAGCUACUAUACCAACGAGAAAUAAUUAUUAGACUAAACCUCAGGAACUGGGCCAGAAAAUCACACUUGUGUCAAUUCUGAGGCCUGAUUACGGAGCAGAAUGUUCAUUGAACCACUCUGACAAUAACAAGUGCCAGUUUAAGCCAUUGCUACAAAAAGCAAUUAACUUCGUGCCAAAGGUUAAUAGCAUUUCUUUGAGCGAAGGAAUGACUAAAGACAUUGGAUUUUUUUUUCUUUUUAAUCCAUGCAAUGGAUUGAGCUGGAGUCUGCACUGACCCGCAGGAAGUCUGAACUCUCCCUGAUAUUAAACUAACAGUGGGUAUUUGUCAGUUUCACCUGAAACGCUAUAGACUCACAGAUUACAUUGGAGCUGUAUUUAACCACAAUGCUUGUCGAGACAGUGCACAUGUAAGCAGUGUGGAGAUCGUUAUUAUUUAACCCUUUGCUCAGCCCAAAAUCUGGGUUUGCAGGUUUAGAAGUGAACCACUGAGAUUAUUUAGAGAUUAGUCAUGAUGUAUUUAAUUGUAUGUAUAAGAACAAUAGCUCAGCCAGUUUAUCUCAUUACACAUUCAGUGAAAUGUAUGAAAAUCAAGACUAUUUUUUAUUUUUUCAUGUAAUCAAACGUAUGUCCCCGUGCUGAUGGGGGAAAAAAACAUAUCAAAUGAAAACUGUUGUAUCAUUUUAGGUCUUGAGCCACAGUCUCUUUGUUUGGUUCCUUUUUUUUAUUAUGUUCCACAGAUAUUUUCCUUUUUGUAAAUGAGAUAACAUCACAGAAAUGAAAUUAAUAUUAUUAUUAAAGAGUUUUAUUUAAAGUCAAAAGAUGUAGGCCUCAUUGGAGGACUUCUAUAUCUAUCCUGAGAUGUUUAGCAGUGGCUCGUAGCAAACCAUUCAAGGCAUGGCAACAAAAUCACCUUCACAAGAACUUAAUGAAAAGGAUAAAAUUAUUUUAAAAUAAAAUAAGUAAUGUUGAAUUUC